Hydra vulgaris (swiftwater hydra) is the source of this 802-nucleotide messenger RNA. RefSeq lists its product as uncharacterized. NCBI's taxonomy places the organism in Eukaryota, Metazoa, Cnidaria, Hydrozoa, Anthoathecata, Hydridae. The record is from RefSeq and is a predicted model, not a curated record.
AAAGUGUUGCUAAUAUCAAAAAUUAGUUGGUUAUAUAACAAAUAAUAUUUAAGACUUGUGUUUUAUUAAGUCAUUUAGUACGAAUUUUUGUGCAACUUUAGUUUUUGUGUGUGGCAUAAUAUUUUAAUAAGAAAGACUAGAAUUGUGCUGGAUAUUUGUACUUCUUAAAAAUGCUUAUGAAUGGUUUCAUUGCCGCCGUAAUUGUCAUAUCCAUUAUACAAUAUACGCGUUGUACCGACGAAAUUUCAGAAAUACAUUGCGGUAAAACUGUGGGGUGUUUUCGCUUACCAGCUAACUGUAAAACUAGCAGUUGUGAUGUUUUUAUAACUUAUGCUUACAAAAAAAGCAGUGACUCUUUUGAUAUAACUAUCUCUUCCAAACAUAAAUGGGCUGCUUUUGCUUUGGGAAAGGAACUUCAUAAAGCAAAAAUGGCUGGUAUGAAAGGCGAGGUUUGUGUAGAAAAUAAUGGUGUUGUUCAAUUAUUAAGUUUAAACGCUUCAAAAAAUGGAUCACCUGAUUUUAAAACACCUUCCAAAGAAUUGAGUAUUCGACUUGUUACAAAAAAAGAAAAACGGGUUUUUUGUAAAUACAGUCGAAAAGCUAGAGUUAACGAUAUUAAGGAUUUCAUAACCACACUUGAUACAAAAGUUUACGCAAUUUACGCUUACGGUGAUAAAAUUCGAGAUAAUUACCCCGGCUACCACGGAUACGGCAAUUACGGUUACACUAACAAAGCUAUUGAUUUAAAAAGUGUUAUGCUUGCUUAAUUUAUUUCAUAAAAAAAAAAUACUUUUGAAAGUUA